Molecule: messenger RNA, 5097 nt
Organism: Clupea harengus (Atlantic herring)
Lineage: Eukaryota; Metazoa; Chordata; Actinopteri; Clupeiformes; Clupeidae
Cellular component (GO): extracellular matrix
Molecular function (GO): extracellular matrix structural constituent; protein binding
Source: RefSeq, a predicted model, not a curated record
AGCAGACAGGACCUCGGGAGCUCUUUGGUCCCUCACACAUCUCUCCCUCCUUCUCAACCCGUGCACAGACACGCUGCUCUUCUCACCUUCUGAGGAGUACCACUGCAAACUUGGAAUUAGAAUUAGGCAGUUGCUGUAAAUUCUAGAUCUGCACGGUAUGAUUCCAUUCUGGAAUGACUUGCCCCAAAAAAACCUCACAUCUGCUCCUCCUUCUAGGAGGACCCUCCUCUCCUGGGCGCUCGGCAUCGCCUGGCGAGGUCAUAUAAAAGCUUCGGGCACUUCUUCAGCCAGGCAGCGCGGGUGGGGCCCAGGGUGAUGUUAGGUAGAGUGGACCCAUACAUGACUACUGCCUGACAGGAGCAUCAACGAGAAGAAAGAAGAGAAAGAAAAAAAACACCCCUCUGGAUUCUCCUCGUCCUCAAUGAGUUUACAUGUCUAAUAUUUAAACAUGUUUAGCUUUGUGGAUGCCUGGCUCGGGCUGUUGCUCGUCGUCACGAUUCUCUCUGUGAGGAUUCAUGGUCAGAAGGAAAUUGCUGUAACAGAAGGCCCUAGUUUCUGUGAGUAUGACGGCAAGAUCUACCCCGACGGGGAGGAUUUCCGUCCAGAACGAUGCAAGCAGUGCAUAUGCGAAAAGGGAGUGGUCUCUUGCCAGGACAUUAGAUGCAUCCCGGUAGAUUGUGCCAAUCCAGUGAUACCACCUCAAGAAUGCUGCCCCAUCUGCCCAGAUUCACCAGGAGACCCCGGACCACCAGGCCCUCCUGGCCGAGAUGGCAAUCCAGGUUGGCCUGGAUCUGAGGGGCCUCGCGGGCCUCCAGGACCCCCUGGCAUCGGUUCAUCCUUUAGACCUCAGUAUGAUAAAACAGACGGGGGUGGAAAAUAUUAUGACGGAAAAGGCGGCGGUGCUGGGAUUAUGGGUCCACCAGGCCCUCCGGGUCCCGCCGGGCCUCCAGGAAAUCCAGGUCCCGACGGUCUAAUAGGUGGGCCAGGACCUCAUGGUCUUGUGGGAGAACGUGGUCGCCAGGGUCCAUCAGGUCCCCCGGGUCCUCCAGGCAUACCUGGCCUCCGUGGAAAAGAUGGUAAUGAUGGCAGUGAUGGUCGACGUGGUGAUGUUGGUCUCCUAGGUCUUCAGGGUCCUCGUGGAUACCCCGGAACGCCAGGUCUCCCAGGGAUGAAAGGGUACAGGGGUUUAAAUGGCCUGGAUGGACCUAAGGGAUAUCCUGGUCUCCAAGGACUAAAGGGCGAGUCCGGUGAAUCUGGAAAAGAUGGCAUUUCAGGGCGUCCGGGUGAGCGUGGGUUGCCUGGGGAGGAAGGCCUUUCUGGACCGGCAGGAGCCACUGGUGUCCGCGGUCAUGAUGGCCCUCCUGGCACUAUGGGUCUCAUGGGACCGCCGGGUCCACCUGGCCCACUGGGCUUCCAAGGUCGUGCUGGAACCAAUGGAGAGCAAGGACCCAAGGGAGAACCAGGGCCACGAGGAGAGAAUGGGGGGCCUGGCUUACUGGGGAAGAAGGGCCCCCGAGGUCCCAUUGGAGAUGUCGGAAUAUCUGGGAAAGACGGAGAACCAGGAACAAAGGGAGACCCUGGGCCACCAGGUCUACCAGGUGCCUCGGGCUUUGCUGGAGCUACUGGCCUCCCAGGGCCAAGCGGAGGCGAAGGAUCACAGGGGCACAAAGGAGGCAUAGGUGUCGUGGGAGCAAUCGGAGCCAGAGGGGAUCCCGGACCUAAAGGAGAACCAGGUAUUGACGGAGAGAAGGGUCCAACCGGACCGGCCGGAAAUGAUGGGAAGAUAGGUCCCCGUGGCGGAACCGGAAUCGCCGGACCUCCUGGACCUCCUGGAGGCAGAGGGUCUGACGGUUUCCGGGGUCUCCCAGGCGCCGAGGGACAGCCAGGGCCACGGGGUGAAUCAGGAGGGCCAGGGACAAACGGGGGACUAGGACUCAAAGGCCCUCCAGGUGACAGCGGCCAUCAAGGACUCCGUGGCCCCCCAGGAGAAAGAGGACUCACUGGGAGCCCGGGUGGCCCUGGACAUGAUGGUAAACCUGGCCUUUCUGGAGGUAGGGGUCGAGAUGGAGGUAAUGGGUCACCGGGUCCUCCUGGAGACAACGGGUUCCCUGGUACCAUGGGCCAUCCAGGACUUAGAGGAGGACGUGGCGACGACGGGAAAGUAGGAGAAAAGGGAGCACGAGGCACUGAUGGGAAACCUGGUGGUCCUGGUAAAGAUGGAAGACCUGGUGGCCCAGGAUCUGUUGGCCCUCCUGGACCAAGAGGAGAGAGGGGAAUCCCAGGGACCUCAGGACAAUCAGGAGGUCAGGGGCCUAUGGGGUCUCCUGGGUUUCCUGGUGAAAACGGUGCCCGUGGCGACCAGGGUGACCCUGGUGGUCUCGGUGGCCCCGGACCCGUUGGACACAGAGGUGAUCCUGGUUUCCAGGGGCAACAAGGACCUCCUGGUAUUUCUGGGAAGCUGGGCCCACGCGGACGAAAUGGAGAAGAUGGAUCGGAUGGUUCCAAGGGCCCCACGGGCCCCCAGGGUCCCAGAGGACUUCCAGGAAUGGCAGGAAUAAAUGGCAUGCCAGGACAGGAUGGCAGUAACGGUGGGCCCGGUCCUAAAGGGAGCAGGGGUGACCAAGGGCCCAAAGGAGGAGACGGCCCGGACGGGAAGGAUGGGAUCCUUGGGAAGAUGGGGUUCCCAGGUUUCCCAGGCCUGCGUGGGCGAACAGGCCCAAAGGGAGAAGAUGGCCCUGGUGGAACUUCAGGAAUCAAUGGUCCUUCAGGUGGAUCUGGUCGGCGUGGCGACCGAGGACCUCCUGGACCUCCAGGCUUGCGUGGCCUUCCAGGUGGUGACGGUCUCCCUGGAGGCAAAGGCGGACCAGGAGAGAAAGGACCGAAUGGCGACCCAGGUCACAUGGGCGAUCAGGGCGAAGACGGAGUCCCUGGCACUCAGGGUCCAGGUGGUGGUGUGGGACCCAAAGGAUCACGAGGCUCUAUUGGUCCGAAUGGUGCCCCAGGGUUCCCUGGAGGCCCAGGAAGAAUUGGACCUCUGGGCAGUCAAGGCCCAGCUGGUCCAACGGGUCCCGCAGGAGAGGACGGCAAGUCCGGAACCAAAGGGGAACCUGGCCUGAUGGGGUUCCCUGGACCUACAGGCCAUCGUGGUUCUAUUGGGGUCCCUGGGACGCCAGGGGAGAAGGGUCCCCUUGGAGGAAAAGGCAAAGAUGGUCCUCCUGGUCGGAUUGGUCCCUCUGGCAUCACUGGACAGAGGGGACAGAACGGUUUGAAUGGGAUUAAGGGUUUCCCAGGAAAUAUUGGUCCUUCUGGAAAACAGGGAGAAACGGGUCCUGCCGGGCCCAUUGGCACCCCAGGUGACGCAGGUUUAGACGGACAGGGAGGACUUCCUGGACCACCUGGUCCCCCUGGACGUGCUGGUCCUGAUGGUAAACCUGGUCCGGAGGGUCAAGAUGGACGAGAUGGGCUACAAGGCCGAAGGGGCGAGCGUGGUGGGCCCGGUUCUCGGGGGCCCAAUGGCCACCUGGGCCCGCGAGGUGUCACUGGCCCCGAUGGACCCCUGGGCAAGCCAGGCGACGGUGGACACACUGGUCCUACAGGCAAACCAGGUCCCGAUGGGCCAGCUGGGAAAACCGGAGGCAUGGGCCCCAGAGGUGUUGCGGGCCAGAGGGGUGACCGCGGAGGGCCAGGCCGGAGAGGCAUCAAGGGACACCGAGGACGCCCAGGCUCACCCGGCCUUAUUGGGCCCCCUGGCGAUCGUGGAGCAGUAGGACCCAACGGCCAAACUGGCCCUGGAGGACUCAGAGGUGUUCCAGGAAAGCCGGGGCGAGACGGGCUUCAUGCCACCGAUGGUCCGACAGGACCCGUCGGCCCACCUGGACCACGCGGUACCAAUGGGGAACGGGGACUUCCUGGACCCGAUGGCCCACCUGGACCUCCAGGCCCUCCCGGGAGCAUAAUCGAUGACCGCAUCAGGCCCUCACCCAUCAAAGGGCGCACUAUCCGCCCACAACACGACUACUUUGACUACGAUCAGGGCAGAGGAGGCUACGACCAGGACAGAGGAGGCUACUUCCGUGCCGAUGGGACUGGACCUGGAGCCGAGGAGGAGAGGGAGCGCGGCGAACGGGUGGAGGCCAGGCUGAAGACGCUGAGUCAGGAGGUGGAGAACCUGAGAAGCCCCGACGGAACCCAGCAGGACCCCGCCCGCAUGUGCCACGACCUCAGGAUGUGCCACCCCGACUGGAAGAGCGGUGUUUACUGGGUCGACCCCAACCAGGGCAUUCCGGACGACGCCAUCAAGGUCUUCUGCAACAUGGAGAGCGGCGAGACCUGCGUCUACCCAACCGUGGCCACUGUGCCUCAGAAGAACUGGUACACCAGCAAGAACAAGCACAAGAAGCACAUCUGGUUCAGCGAGUCCAUGUCUGGAGGUUUCGAGUUCCAGUAUGGCAGCCUGGCAGCUGACCCCGACGACAUAGAUGUCCAGUUCUCCUUCAUGCGCCUGAUGUCCACCGAGGCGUCCCAGAACCUCACCUACCACUGCAAGAACAGCAUCGCCUACAUGGACCAGGCCACCGGCAACCUGAAGAAGGCCCUCCUGCUGCAGGGAUCCAACGACAUCGAGAUCAGAGCCGAGGGCAACAGCCGCUUCACCUACAGCGUCAGCGAGGAUGGCUGCAUGGCUCACACUGACACGUGGGGUAAGACUGUCAUCGCCUACAAGACAACGAAAACAUCUCGCCUGCCCAUCACUGACAUCGCUCCUAUGGACGUCGGUGCUUCAGAUCAGGAAUUUGGUGUGGAAGUCGGCCCAGUGUGCUUCUUGUAGAAAAAAAAAACACAGAAUCUGGACUUUGUGGGGGGAAUAUUUUUUUCUAACAGUCAUGUGUUUGUUCAGUGGCAAUACCAUAACUCACUUUUUUGUGCUUUUCUAAUUCUGGGGAGGCAUCAAUCAAGACUGACUAUUUUUUUUUUUUUUUUUAAUCCAUCCAUUCAUCUGUAAAUGUCAUCCCCUGGAAGCAAGGAAUAUAUCUGUAAUGAAACAAUGGUGCUUUAGUUUUCAAAAUAAAGCUCUGUGGAAAGACGCCGAUAAAAAAA